Messenger RNA from Purpureocillium takamizusanense, 1437 nucleotides. RefSeq lists its product as uncharacterized. Gene Ontology annotation, biological process: mRNA cis splicing, via spliceosome. The record is from RefSeq and is a predicted model, not a curated record. The transcript has 3 exons. The coding region runs from base 1 to 1437 and encodes 478 amino acids. Gene Ontology annotation, molecular function: protein binding. Gene Ontology annotation, cellular component: cytoplasm; spliceosomal complex. NCBI's taxonomy places the organism in Eukaryota, Fungi, Ascomycota, Sordariomycetes, Hypocreales, Ophiocordycipitaceae.
AUGGAUCCAGGACGCCGCGCAAUGUUGAGCGGCCAGGGCUCAUCGGGCCGCAAGGGAGACGACAGAGACAUCACUGGCCCUCGGCCCAACUCCAGCAACAGAGUCGCCAAAACCACCAAGGGCGAUCAGCCGUCCAAGACGGCUCAGAAUGUGGCCCGCUAUCUCACUUCGGACGAGCAGUCUCGCCAGUUCGUGGCCGACGAGGACAAAUUUGUGCUCAAGCAAUCCAAGAAGAAGGCCGACAUUCGCGUGCGUGAGGGCCGCGCCAAGCCCAUCGACUACCUCACCUUCAACCUCCGAUACAUGGAGGAGAAUCGCGACACCUUCGAUGACCAGGACGGCGAUCUUGAAAUUGAGCUCAAGAACCCGGCAGCGUAUAUCGAGAGCCUCACCCGCGCCCAAAUCACCGAACUCAACGGCGACAUUGCCUCGUUUCUCACCCUCGAGGUGGAUGCCUCCAACCGGCAGUAUUGGGAGGCUCUUCGCACGCUCUGCGCCUCGCGGGACUUCGCCCUGGACCCUGUGAGAAAAGCUGAGAAGGACCGCGCGUACGGAGUCAACGCCGACGUGAUCUCCGAGAACCUCAAGGGACACUCGACCGAAGGACUCGACACCUACGAAACCCGAAUCCGGGCCGCCCUCGCAAGUGAUCAGUUCAUCGAUAGGGAGUUCCAGAGCUACGUUCUAGACGAUGUCUUGUUUUACAAAGCCAAGAAGGUCGUCGAAGGCAUGUUCAGGAAGAUGUCGGAAUCACGAGAGAAGCUGCUCCAGGAGCAAGGACCUGCUUCGCGAUCCAGCGCAAAGUCUGCGGUUGGUGUUCAGCCAGAUGCCACUGAAAACGCUGCUACCGUCACGGGAGGGCAGGUCGCUGCAUUGUCCACAAAUGCUUCUGCCGCGGGCAACGAGGAUGCGUCCGUGCAGACGCAGGCCCUCUAUGAUCGAGAGGCAGCCCAGGGCUUGCUCGAGAACGAGGAGGUCUUCACUACGGAAGCUGCCAUCCCUGACCGGAAGAAGCCGGAAUGGACAGCUAGGUACAAAGCACGGAAGCCUCGCUACUUCAACCGUGUCCAGAUGGGCUACGAGUGGAACAAGUACAAUCAGACGCACUUCGACCACGACAACCCGCCGCCCAAGGUUGUUCAGGGUUACAGAUUCAAUAUCUUCUAUCCCGACCUCGUUGACAGUACCAAAACUCCGACAUACAAGAUCUUUCGCGAUGACGGGCGCAAGCGGGGCGAGUCGCUUGCGAAGGCCGGAGAAGAAGACACCUGUCUUAUCAUCUUCAUAGCGGGACCCCCAUACGAGGACAUUGCCUUCCGCAUUGUUGAUCGCCAGUGGGACUUCAGUGCCAAGAAGGAGCGCGGCUUCAAGAGCACCUUUGACAGAGGCAUACUGCAACUGCACUUUAACUUCAAGAAGAUAUUUUACCGCAAGUAA